Messenger RNA from Alexandromys fortis (reed vole), 1838 nucleotides. It is a transcript of the gene Efna1, whose product is annotated as ephrin A1. Gene Ontology annotation, cellular component: plasma membrane. Gene Ontology annotation, biological process: axon guidance; ephrin receptor signaling pathway. The record is from RefSeq and is a predicted model, not a curated record. The transcript has 6 exons. Gene Ontology annotation, molecular function: ephrin receptor binding. NCBI's taxonomy places the organism in Eukaryota, Metazoa, Chordata, Mammalia, Rodentia, Cricetidae. The coding region runs from base 481 to 1074 and encodes 197 amino acids.
ACAAAGCCUACAGAGCCUCACACAGACGUGUGCCCCCCUAGCCCCCCGUAAGCGAACACGCAGCUAAGGAGAGAUCCGUGCAGAGCCCGGAGCGCGCUCCGUCCCAGGGGCAGGGAGCCCCCCCCCCCACCCCGCUCGUUUUCCCAUCCUCCACCUCCCUAGCCACCGAGCCCUGGGGCAGCGCGCGCCGGGAGGGGCGGGGGCGGGGCGGGUGUCGGGCGGCGCCGGCCCAAAAGGCGGAGUCGAGCAGAGAAGAGGCCAGAUUUGUGUUCGCGGUGGUGCCUACUGUACGGUGGAGGAGCAAGUGGGAACCUUAUACUGCAGAGCUCUCGUCCCGGCCUGGCCCGGCCCGGCCCCACGCUAUGGAGUUCCUUUGGGCCCCUCUCUUGGGUCUGUGCUGCAGUCUGGCCGCUGCUGACCGUCACAUCGUCUUCUGGAACAGUUCAAAUCCCAAUAACUGGCAACACCCGACCGUGGCUCAUGCCGACUUGGACUGGCGCUAUUUCUGCCCUUCUCUUCCUGCCCUCUGGCGUCCCAUCACUCCUAAAGUUCCGGGAGGAGGACUACACCGUCCACGUGCGGCUGAACGACUACCUCGACAUCAUCUGCCCGCAUUACGAGGACGACUCCGUGGCGGAGGCUGCCAUGGAGCGGUAUACACUGUACAUGGUGGAGCAGCCCGAGUAUGCGGCGUGCCAGCCCCAGUCCAAGGACCAGGUCCGUUGGAAGUGCAACCAGCCCAGUGCCAAGCAUGGCCCGGAGAAGCUCUCUGAGAAAUUCCAGCGCUUCACACCUUUUACCUUGGGCAAGGAGUUCAAGGAAGGGCACAGCUACUACUACAUCUCCAAACCUAUCUACCAUCAAGAAAACCAGUGCUUGAAGCUGAGGGUGACCGUCGAUGGCAAAAUCACUCAUAGCCCUCAUGCCCAUGCCAAUUCACAGGAGAAGAGAAUUCUAGCAGACGACCCGGAGGUUCAGGUCCUGCACAGCAUCGGUUACAGUGCUGCCCCCCGACUCUUCCCACUGGUCUGGGCUGUGCUGCUGCUGCCGCUGCUGCUACUGCAAACUCAGUGAAGGUGGAUGCUUCACCUGGCUUAAGGAUUGGAACUGGGCCGCGGAGCAGGGAGAAGCACCCCAAAGCUCCAGCCCUGGGGAUCACUCCCACUACAUGCUCAAGCUGCCACCCCGAAGCCUCAGAAGGCUCAGGAUUAAGGGUUUCAACCCAAAGGAGUUCAACCAGCCUAACUGUGCCAUUCCUGCCUCCACUUCAGAGGGAUGGAGAAAGAAGAGGGGGAGGUCCUUUCCCUGCGAUUUUUACCUUUAAGCCAAAGAAACAAGCUGUGUGGGCCUAGACCAUUUAGAGGGCCCAGUGGGAGAUGAGCUGGGGGCCUGAGGUCAUGCAGUUGGACACUAAAGACGCCCUUCCAAGGAAACUCUGAUGUCCAGAUGAACUGACUGAAGAGAAAGCUUGAGACAGCUUCCUGCGUGGGAGCCAGGUACAGGAGAGGCUGCAUGCUUGGGCUGACCCAGCAUCUCUGCAAGAUUUCCACCUGCUGAGCUGCCAAAGAGGUUUGUAGCCAGGCACCGACUGCAUCCUCCCCGUCCUUCGGGCAGCAUUCCCUGGAGCUGUGCCAACACGAGGACUAUACUGAGAGUAUAGCUGUAAGGGCAGUGCCCAUGUGUUCCGUCUGUGUAGAAUGUAGCUAAAAGGGCAGGGCCCACAUGUACAGUGUCUGUAUAUAAAUGUGCUGCGUCUGCUCGUUUCUACAACUGGACUUAUUUUUUUAAUAUACAGUGUUCUUGGAUCAUAAUAAAGCAAUGUUUUUGGUUUUUUUGGA